AUUUUGUUUAUAAUGGCAAGCAAAUUGUUAAUACAACGUAUUGCUAAUUUAAAUCAUGGUUUCUUAAAAGAUGUUUUCUAUAAGUCGUGUAGAAAGUAUGUAUCAACGUUGCACGUUUCUGGUAGGAACGCAAAUAAAAUUUGCGUAUUUCUGUUGCCUUAUUUGGAUUUCGAUGAACGUUUUGACGAUAUAGAUGGAUUGCAAAAAGAAAUUAAAUUGCGUAAGCUUAACAUGGAUGUAAUAGAAAUGAAAAAGGCAUGGGACUUUUAUAAAUCUAUCGAAACGAAGUAUCUAACUUUAGAGUAUAGAAAGCAAGAGAUCUCGAUGAUAAUAACGUCGUUGUUGAACAAAACAGAAAAAACUUCCUAUGACGAACAAGAGUUGGUCAAGUUACGUUUGCAAGCUAAAAUGAUCAGAGAAGAUAUGAAAAAUGUCAAGGAUAUCCAAUGGGAUUUAGAUGAAACUAUUAUAGAAAAAUUAUUAAAAUUACCUAAUAAAUUAGAUGGAAGAACACCACCGUCAACGCCACUGAUAUUGCAAAACGUUGGAAAACCAUUCAUAUUACUGGAGAAUAAUAAAAAGAAUCAUAUCGAAAUAGGGGAAACGCUUGAUUUAAUUCAAUACAAAGAUCCGAUGAAUUAUUAUUUGUUAAACGAUGCAGCCUUAUUUGAAUUUGAGUUAUUAAAUUUUGCUGGAAAAAUGCUUACUGAUAAUAACAUAAUGAGAAUAACAGGAUCAGAUUUUUGUCGUAGCGUUUUAGUAGAAGGUUCUGGUUUAAAUCACCAGAAUCCUGCAGAUACUUUUAUAUUAGAAAAUGAUCAAGAGCCCGUCACGGAUAUAAUCAGUCAUAUGCAUUUGGUUGGCGGGACAAGUUUAUCAUCCAUGUUAGGGCUUCAUGCGAAACAAUUAAUAAAAUCGGAUCAUUUACCGAUAAAAUAUUAUUCCGUUGGUAGACAAUAUACACCAGUUUCUAAUGAAACUAUGCUGUCUGGUUUAUUUUCUGUUGCUCAAGCAUCUACUGUAAAUAUCUUCUUAAUAUUAAAGGAUAUCGAUUCUACAGAGAGGACAACUGAAUUCAAUAAGAUGUUAAAAAUUAUUAACGAUUUUUAUAGUAACAUUACAAAUCAUUACAGAGUUGUUAUACGAUCAGCACCAGAGUUACUAACGUGCGAAGAAAUGAGAGUGUCUAUCGAAUUAUGGUCACCUUUCUUAGAACAAUAUAUCGAAGUUGGCCAUCUUUCUUUACAUGGAAAAUAUUUUAGUAAGAGAUUAUUAAUAGGAUAUGAAACAACAGAUAAAGUUAAAGAAUUUACUUCGAUUAUAUCUGGUACGAUGCUUUCCGUACCAAGAAUAAUAGGAUGUUUGUUGGAAGAAAAUCCUGACAAAUUUGUAAUGCCUUCCAAGAUCCUUAAACAAUUAUCUGAUUAUCGUACAAUAAACACGGAUAAUUAAA
Messenger RNA from Polistes canadensis, 1453 nucleotides. It is a transcript of the gene Slimp, whose product is annotated as serine--tRNA ligase. Gene Ontology annotation, cellular component: mitochondrion. Gene Ontology annotation, molecular function: ATP binding; tRNA binding; serine-tRNA ligase activity. Gene Ontology annotation, biological process: mitochondrial seryl-tRNA aminoacylation. The transcript has a single exon. NCBI's taxonomy places the organism in Eukaryota, Metazoa, Arthropoda, Insecta, Hymenoptera, Vespidae. The coding region runs from base 13 to 1452 and encodes 479 amino acids. The record is from RefSeq and is a predicted model, not a curated record.